Messenger RNA from Notothenia coriiceps (black rockcod), 1236 nucleotides. Its product is annotated as forkhead box protein Q1-like. The record is from RefSeq and is a predicted model, not a curated record. The coding region runs from base 517 to 1236 and encodes 239 amino acids. NCBI's taxonomy places the organism in Eukaryota, Metazoa, Chordata, Actinopteri, Perciformes, Nototheniidae. Gene Ontology annotation, molecular function: DNA-binding transcription factor activity; sequence-specific DNA binding. The transcript is spliced from 4 exons. Gene Ontology annotation, biological process: regulation of DNA-templated transcription.
CAGCCCAGCUAAUGGGUGCAUGCAAUUGAAUGGGGAUCACUGAUGUAAAUAACCUUCGUCAUUAUAUUGGACAAAGGGAUAUAGGCUUGACUUUGAAGGAGUGAUGAGGGAUGUGCAAACUGCAAGAAUGUGAUGAGAUUGCUCAUUGGAAUGUCACUGUCACCCAGCUGUGUAUUGUGUUUUCUCUCUGCAGCUAUUGAGAGGCUCCAGAGAACAUAUUUAUGGCGUCUCUGAGAACAUAACAAACAAGGUUGGACAAAUUAUAGUAUGGAGCCUUGUAGUUUGAGUUAAUGUAAUAAUUAUUGACGUUUAAAUAGGCCACAGCAUAUCACAGACUAAAGGAGGAGCACACACCUGCAGAUAGUUGGGAAUCAGCUGAAGUGAGUCGCUGCUCCACUGAGACACAACUUCACUGACUUAUAUCCAGAGCUGACCACCUCCCAUCCACAACUGUUCUCAGUGAGGCUGUGAAAACACCACAGUCUGUUCCUGACUCCUGAUUCUCCAACAAACAAGAUGCAGACCAGGCCUGAGAAGUUUGGAUCUCUCUCCAGUCCAGCCAGCAGCUCUCAGCGAGGUCUGUUCAGGAAGAGUACCACAUAUCUGGCCAAGAUCGCUGUCAUCCUGCAGGACGUUCCUGGCAAGAUGCUCACCUUUACUCAGUUGAUGGACAGACUGGCCCCAUUCAUCUCUGACGACAAAAGAUCUGUUGAGAACAACAUCAGAGUUUGUCUAUCAACAAACACAUGUUUUGUCAAGAUUCCAGUUGUCCCAGAUUCUCUAGACAGUAAGAGGAACUACUGGAAACUGGACUCUGGUCAUAUCACAGCAAAGAUGGCGCGUCGUCACUUCAAAGGAAUCCUGCAGCUCUUCCCAGAGUUGGCCUCCAAAGUGGAAACGGAGAACCUGAGCAAAGCAUCGAGGAACUGCUCAGCUGUCCCCUCUCCUGAACCUGCAGCCUGCAGAGGGGUUCAAAUCAGAUGUGAGGUGAAGUUCAGCAGUCCUUUCUCUAUUGAAUCCCUCCUGAAGAGAGACAGUCCCUCUGCUCGGGCCUCCAGAGCUUCUCCUCUGUCCAGUGUGCCGUUCAAAGUGGAUUAUCAGCAGCGACGCUCCAUACAAAAAGUAUGGAAUAAGAAGGGCUUCAGCUGGGACUCUGAGGAGCCUCUCAGAGGCUCCUCAGAGUCCCAGCUGAAGCCCUUCUUAUUCCAUACUUUUUGUAUGGAGCGUCGCUGCUGA